Molecule: messenger RNA, 2711 nt
Organism: Physcomitrium patens
Lineage: Eukaryota; Viridiplantae; Streptophyta; Bryopsida; Funariales; Funariaceae
Product: aberrant root formation protein 4
Cellular component (GO): cytoplasm
Molecular function (GO): ubiquitin-protein transferase inhibitor activity
Source: RefSeq, a predicted model, not a curated record
CCAUGCCAGCUUGCUUGUCAGCCACUUUGACCCCAUUCACCGAAUUUUUAAUUCUCUGUUCCAAUUUCUGACUGUGCCUUUCAUCUUCUGGGAUCGGAGUUCGGAACCCCCGCACGGAACCCCCGCAAUCUUGUGUUACUCCCGAAUUCUUUUGAAUAAUUCGAGGCAUCGGAACGCAGAUUUUACUGUGUAAGGAGGAGCAGGGGAAGGGUGGAGAUCUUGUGUCUGUCGACUUCCAAGUCCUUAAUUCCCAAAGUCCAAAAGGUCUCCACCUUUGUGGGCUGAUAGUCUAUCGCAGGGAGCCUCACUUUGCCUUUCAAAGGUUUGCUUCAAAGUUGGAACUCUCUCGCUAACGCAUUUUGGUUGAAAAGUUGAGCGUAAGUCCGAGUUGUUGUGUCGUCGCGUAAUGGCGGCACCUCUCUUGGAACGACUAUCUGACGCUGCUCUUCGCUGCUGCCAGGAUGAGCAAAUUGAGGACUCAGAGCGUUCGGCUCGGGAGUUUUUGGAUCUGCUAGAGAGCCCACUCCAUGAUCUGGAGCUCCGCAAAUCAUCACCUGCGAAUUGGCUUGCUCAGUGCGACCAAGUGCUGCAGCAAGCUGUGAAGUUAUUGGAUCCAUCUUCACUUUCUGGCUUGCCGCCUGCUUUUCUCGCCUCUGGAUCGACCGUCCAAACGAUUUCUGAAGAAAAACGAGUCUUGUGUGAGAGAGUAGGAUUGGAUCUUCCAAAGGUGGUUGUGAAGUUCGUCAGCCUGUCUCAGGCUUGCCAGGAUCACAGUCUUAGCAUCAUCGAGAUUUUGGCUGAAAAUUGCAGCCCACGUGAAAUGUUCGCAGCUUUCAUGGAGGCCUUGAACAUGUACACAACGCCUCUGACUUUGAUCUACUGUAUUCCUCUCAUACAGGGACUCUCUUUGGUGUUCUCACGCCUUCAGAGGCGACAGGCUCAAUUUUUCCAGGAGGCGAGUGAAGGGCUUCUUACACUUUUGCGCUCAGCUGCGCACGUUGAUGAUGAUGACGAAGAAGAAGAAGACGAAGAGUUCGUUCCGGGUAUGGAAAUACCCCUGAAGCAAGUUCAUGCAGCAAUUUUGGACGAUAUUGUGGAAGUUGCCCAAGUUGUGAGAGAAACUUGCGACGCUGUACAUUUUGACGAACAUAGAGAGGCGUUUCAACAGCAACUUGGAAUGUUUGUACUUCAGAUACUGGGUAUCGUAGGGGAAAAGAUUGCACACUCAGGAAAGGAAGUUCCACCUGUGGUGAUACAGCUUGUUGAGCUUCUGCCCUUUUGUGGUCUUUCUGUGCUUCUACUGCUCACAGGGGACCAGAUCAAAGCUGUUAUUGAGAUAACAACCAAUGAUGUGACAGGGUGUGGUGACGAGUUGGCUCAGGUGGAUCAGAAGAAAUUAGAAGCCACAAAAGGAUCCGCGCUUGCAGCCUACUGGGCUCUAUCCACUUCCCAGGUAGCAGCAGCUGCUGAAAUAACCCUGGAUUCUUUGAAAGAAGGCCUGCAGUUCACUGGGAGGAAAGGGAUAGUAGCUGCUCUAUCCGUUGCAACGUCACUUUUAGGAAGUAGUUCACACAGACCCUUGUCAUUAAUGCCUGCAACUGGAUUGGCCCUUGUUGAUAAAGUCCUUGAGUUGGCGGCCUCUUUGGAGUUUUGUACCUUUGAUGAAGAGGAGGAUGACGAUCUAGAUUUGACCUUGCGAAUUUUGCCUGCACUUCAGAGUCUUCAAAACGUGGUUGUUUAUGCACCCAGUAUAGAGAUGAGGCGCCAGGGUUAUGCUCUUUUCAAAAAAGUUAUUGAAGAUGUACUUCCAGAGACCUCCAGAUUCAAAUGUUUGCAAAAGCUUAUCAAUGAUUGCAUCUAUCCAUCUUUGGUUUCACUUCAUUUGAUCUGUAUGAAAGACGAGGUUGUCAAAGCGUGGCCUCGUAAUCCCCAGCAGCAAGGUGAACCGAACAGUGCUAUACAUCUUGCAGGGGGAAAGCAACAAGAUAGAGAUACUGCAUCUCAUUUUCUCAAAGAAGAGAUACUUGAAGUAAUUGGAAGUGUGUUGAGGCCGAAGAAUGGGGCCCCUCCUGAUUUACCAGCCCAAAUUGAUCCUGUGCAAAGUGCUGUCAACCUGUACCGGUUCAUCCUCAUUCGAGAAUCCUCAGGAAAGACAAACUACACAGGGGUCUUAUCAAAGGAGAACUUGGCAAAAGCCCGCUCCCAGUGGUUGCUGCCUCUGCGUGAGGUUAUGGAAGGGUUAAGCCAGCAACUGAGAGAGGAAGAUGGUGAUAUGUCUGCCGACAUGGGUCUCGCCAUAGACAGCCUGCAGAGUGUAGUGUAUCGUUGCCUUGAACUGAAUGAAGAAGCACUGGCGUACUUAUAACACACCCUGCUCAUGUCAUCGACAUCCCUCAAUUUACUGUGUUUACAAGCAGAAUUACUAUCAAUGAGUCUCUGUUUGGAUUAUUGGUUCCAGUGUGCUGAAAAAGGUAUGACUCUGUGUUCAUUAGUUUCCAGAUUCUGCUCUUCACAGUUCUCUUUUCAGUGGUCGGGAGCCCUUAUGAAGUGUAUCAUGUACUUAAGUUAGAGUAACUUGAUCAUUUAUAGGUGAGACUGAUAAGUGGGUGGAAGCAAUCUGGGCUUACAUACAUGUACAUAAACAUAAUUUAUUUUAUUUCUUUUGCAUGUACAUACAAGCCAUUUACCUAUGUUAUGGAAGAUAUAUGAAA